Molecule: messenger RNA, 783 nt
Organism: Pseudomyrmex gracilis
Lineage: Eukaryota; Metazoa; Arthropoda; Insecta; Hymenoptera; Formicidae
Gene: Rpb8
Product: DNA-directed RNA polymerases I, II, and III subunit RPABC3
Exons: 4
Coding region: 241-696 (151 amino acids)
Biological process (GO): DNA-templated transcription
Cellular component (GO): RNA polymerase III complex; RNA polymerase II, core complex; RNA polymerase I complex
Molecular function (GO): DNA-directed RNA polymerase activity
Source: RefSeq, a predicted model, not a curated record
CUCGCCGACGAUCGUUAUACGAGCGAUUUUUCUCACGCCCUGCCCCUCACGUGCUUGAUUUUUUUGGUUGCGAGUGAAAAGAUAAUCAACGAAUUGAGUGAAUUUUUCCGAGAUUCGCAUAAACGAACGAAAAUAAAGAAAAGGGAAUCUCUCGAGUGCGUGAUCGGAAAGCGGAUCGCACGUACCUGGGCGGUGAUCUUGCACGUUCGCUAUCAGAGCGCGGUACAAUCGCGUAGCAACAUGGCCGGGGUGCUGUUCGAGGAUAUUUUCAAUGUGAAAGACAUCGAUCCCGAGGGCAAGAAAUUCGACAGGGUGAGCAGACUCCAUUGUGAGUCGGAAUCCUUCAAAAUGGAUCUCAUUCUGGAUAUUAACUGUUGGUUAUAUCCCAUGGAGUUGGGUGACAAGUUCCGCCUGGUACUGGCCACGACGUUACGUGAGGACGGAUAUCCAGACGGGAACGAGUGGAACCUUCUAGAGCAGGAGGGCGGCACGAGAGCGGACAGCUUUGAGUAUGUCAUGUCUGGCAAGGUCUAUCGGAUCGAAGGCGAUGAAGCCAGCAACGAGCCCAGCAGUAGAUUAUCGGCCUACGUAUCCUUCGGAGGUCUUCUGAUGAGACUGCAAGGCGACGCGAACAACUUGCACGGUUUCGAGAUAGACCAACACAUGUACCUGCUGAUGAAGAAACUCGCAUUUUAAUAUCGUUCAUGACACAUUCUUGUUUAUACAUUUUUUACUGUAUAGUAAUUUACACUGUAUAAUAAAAAUUUAUAAUAAUUGAUCCGA